AUGGACUAUGAAUCGCUGAACGAGGAGCUCAUAUCAAUCUACCAAAAAAAUUCCAAGAAUAGCGAUGGAUUUGCUGAUCAGAUUCUUUCUCGCGCUGCAAGACUUGGAGUUCUGCAAGCUGCAAUGCUGGAGGAUUCCAAUGCAACUAUUGACCCAUCUAUUGUCGCUUUGCUUUCGCAGACCAUCGAAGAAGUCACCAUUGCUGCAACUGCAAAUUCUCAAGCACUAGAAAACUAUCUACCUGUACGACAAGCUCCGCAAGAAGGCUUUGGAAGUAGAGAAAUCUCUUCUUUGGACGCGGAAGGAUUUUUUGAAGAGUACCCAGAAUGUAUGAAAGUGCUUCCGGAAACAGACUCGACCAGCGACAGUGAUAGCGAUGACUCAAGUGUAGUAGAAGUUGUUUCAUCGAGGAGACCACGAAAGAAUUUGAAGCUUGGCAAUCCCCAACAGGAACUAAAAUUGUCUUCAACCCAAACCAAAAACAAUUCCGUUCAAAAUGCGAGCAUAUCUGCUCCACCACCACAACAGAGUAGACCCAUAUCCAACCCAUACCAGAAACGGGCACAGCCAAAUAUUAACAAUCGCGGUCUCGACUCGCGUUCCAAUCCAUACGCCAAGAAUGCAGCCCAAUCAAAUGCAUUCGUCUAUACUCAAGAAACGCAGGAUCAGAGUGAUACCGCAGUUCGGAAAACUGCAUCCAAUAGCCAACUACGGCAACAUCAUCAACAACAGCACCAUGCAUAUGGGAAUCCAAUAGCAAACUCCUCUUGGGACAAUCAUCAACAGCAACAAAAUCCUUUUCAGACGGCAAAAGAGAUUGCUCAUGGUAAUGACAACCAAAACAAUUAUCACCAGCACGCCCCUCCGACGUCCAAUGACGGAUGGAAUCGUUACAGUGAUCCUAAUGAUCGGUAUGGAAAUCCUCACAAUGCCUAUCCACCGCUACAAGAGGAGGUAGAAACAGCAGAACACGGUGGCCCUAGUAUUCCGGAUUCCUUGAAACGAAAGUUUCAACCACCCAAAAGGGUGGAAAAUUCUCAGAGAGGAGGCAAAAGCAGUGUAGGAUCUUGCCCGGUGCCAAAGCGAAGCGGGGGUGGUGUGCAAAUCGCGAGACCAACUUCGAGCUCCUCGCGAGCUGACAACGGUGCCAAUGUUGACGACCAAGAAGAGCUUCCGGAGGAGCUGCAACAUCUGGACAAGGAAUUAGUCAAGAAAAUUCAAAAUGAAAUCAUGGAGAGCGGGGACAAGAUCACAUUUGAUGAUAUUGCUGGACUGGACGAAGCCAAGCAAACAGUCCAAGAAGUUGUUUGCUGGCCAAUGAAACGGCCUGACCUUUUUACAGGGCUACGAAGGGCACCAAAUGGUCUUCUUCUCUACGGUCCUCCAGGAACUGGAAAAACUCUGAUUGGAAAGGCGAUUGCUCAUGAGUCUGGUGCUACGUUCUUUUCUAUUUCGAGUUCGUCGCUGACAAGCAAAUGGAUCGGGGAAGGAGAGAAACUAGUUCGUACUCUCUUUGCCGUUGCUGCAUUCCGCCAACCGGCAGUUGUAUUCAUUGAUGAAAUCGACUCGCUGUUGACACAGCGAAAGGCCAGUGAAAACGAAGCAAGCAGAAGAAUCAAAACUGAAUUCUUAGUUCAAUUGGAUGGGACAGGAACGACUGGACAAGGGCGGGUCUUGGUCAUUGGGGCUACCAAUCGACCCCAAGAACUGGACGAAGCAGCACGACGCCGAUUCACAAAGCGACUAUACAUUCCGCUACCGGCCGAAAUGGACCGUUCCAUUCUUUUACAGGUCAUGCUGAAAACGAACAACCACAUUCUAUCGAUCGAGGAGGUUCAGAAGCUGGCUAGGGAAACAGAUGGGUUUAGUGGAGCUGAUUUGAAAGCACUGUGCACAGACGCCGCAAUGGGGCCAAUCAGGCAACUUGGAGAUCGAGCUUUGACCAUUGAUGUGAAAGAUGUGCCAGCAAUUUCGUACAAGCACUUCCGCAAGUCCUUGAAAGGGACGAAACCAAGUGUUGCUCCAUCGGACCUUAUUCAAUACGAGGAGUGGGACAAAGUGUAUGGUACAAACCGUGCAUCCGAAGAAGACAGCAGUAGCGACGAGGAAUGA
Molecule: messenger RNA, 2112 nt
Organism: Cylindrotheca closterium
Lineage: Eukaryota; Bacillariophyta; Bacillariophyceae; Bacillariales; Bacillariaceae
Source: the annotation of a GenBank genome assembly